AUGAUAUCCACCGGCGACUUUGCGAUACUGUGCCUGUUCAUCAUUGCGCGACUGGUGUCGGCGAAAUACAGCAUCAUUCCCGACUGCGAUGAGGUGUUUAACUACUGGGAGCCUCUGCACUUUCUGACGCAUGGAUUCGGAGCACAGACAUGGGAGUACUCUCCCGAGUACGCCAUUCGGUCUUGGGCAUACCUGUGGGCCCAUGGAGUGGCAAUUAAGCUGUCAGAACUCAUUCUGAGUGCCACGGGUCUCCAGCCCAAGUACUUCAUCUUCUACGGCCUGAGAACGGUGUUUGCCACUGUAUGUGUGCUCUGCGACUUUGCGCUGUACAGAUCGGCCAAGAAGAAUCUGUCCAGCUCAAUUGCGGUCGGAUACGCUGUUAUUUCGGCCUCCAGCACAGGAAUGUUCCAUGCAAGUGUGGCAUUCCUGCCUUCGACCUUUGCCAUGAAUUGCGUCACUCUGGCCAUGUCGCAGUUCCUCAACAUCAGUCCCACAGGCUUUGUGAGCAGCUACUGUCGUGGCUUUGUGCUCAUUGCUGUUGCUGGUAUUCUCGGAUGGCCUUUCGCUCUUGCUGUGGGUGCUCCUUUUGGCCUUUACUACCUGCUUAACAUCACCCACCCCAAUGCUUUUGCUGGCCUGCUGAAGGCCCUCAUGGCUAUCGGCACUAUCGCAGGUAUUACUCUGGCCAUUGACUCAGUUUCAUACCGUUCCCUUCAGCUUGGCACACUAAACAUUGUGCUCUACAACGUAUUUGGAGGAGAAGGACAAGGUCCCGAGAUCUUUGGAGUGGAGGACUGGAAGUACUACCUGCACAACCUGCUGCUCAACUUCAACAUUGCUUACCCACUUUCUAUUCUUGCUUUUGCGACGCCUGUUUUGUUUUACCUGCUUCCUGCCUCCUCCACAUCCCUCAGGGUCCAUCCUGCUAGACUCGCACUGACUACCUCGCCUCUCCUGCUGUGGUCUGCGAUCUUCUACAUGCAGCCCCACAAGGAGGAGCGGUUCUUCUACGUGGUUUACCAGCUAAUUGCUCUUUCUGCUGCCAUUUCGCUGGAAUGGAUCUCUGCUGUUGUCCAUGCAGUUGGCCUCAAGGGUCUCAAGGCCCUCACAAUCGCUCUGGCUCUGUCGGGCAUCGCCUCCAUCUCCGUGCUAAGAUCCGUGUCGCUCGCCCAGAACUACUCUGCGGCUAUUCACGUGCUCAAGACCCCCCAGCUCUACGAGGGUGAGGGAACCACCUUCUGUCUAGGUCGAGAAUGGUACAGAUUCCCGUCCUCGUACUUUCUGGCUCCUCACCAGCGACUGCGAUUUGUCAAGUCGGGCUUCAAGGGACUUCUACCCACAAGCUUUGAGGAGUCAGAUUACCCUAACAUGUGGUGGAACCUUCCAGGAACCUCCAGUAUCCCUCUGCACAUGAACAACCUCAAUCUGGAAGCUCCCGAGCUGUACGUAGAGCCUUCUCAGUGCGACUUCGUGGUUGACAUCGAUAUUCCUGCCAACAGUGAGGAGGGCGAGAUUUCGUAUUUUACCUCCCCCGAGUGGAAGAAGAUCAACUGUCGCAAGUUUUUGGACUUCGAGUCCAGCGGUCCUGGAAAGCUCUUGUGGCUGCCAAAGAGUCUUCAUGGCCUAACCAAGACCAGCCUGAAGCAUCAUGAAUAUUGUCUAUUUGAGAAGGUGAAGAACGAGUAA
Yarrowia lipolytica CLIB122 is the source of this 1686-nucleotide messenger RNA. RefSeq lists its product as uncharacterized. Gene Ontology annotation, biological process: protein N-linked glycosylation. Gene Ontology annotation, cellular component: endoplasmic reticulum membrane. NCBI's taxonomy places the organism in Eukaryota, Fungi, Ascomycota, Dipodascomycetes, Dipodascales. The record is from RefSeq and is a predicted model, not a curated record. Gene Ontology annotation, molecular function: alpha-1,2-mannosyltransferase activity.